Molecule: messenger RNA, 2282 nt
Organism: Galdieria sulphuraria
Lineage: Eukaryota; Rhodophyta; Bangiophyceae; Galdieriales; Galdieriaceae
Product: zinc finger (C3HC4-type RING finger) family protein
Exons: 1
Coding region: 25-1602 (525 amino acids)
Biological process (GO): interstrand cross-link repair; protein ubiquitination
Cellular component (GO): nucleus
Molecular function (GO): protein binding; ubiquitin protein ligase activity
Source: RefSeq, a predicted model, not a curated record
AAAUGUGAAGCGGUUUGAAACGAUAUGAACGAUGAAGGAACGAGCGACUCGUAUGAAGGGAAGAACAAAGAGCAAGACGUCUUUUCUCAUGGUCAACAAGGAAACCUUUCUCAAAGCGAAAUUUUUUGUAGUAUUUGUAUGGAGAAAUUUACAGAGUCUGGUAAUCACUACAUUUGUUGCUUGAGUUGUGGGCACAUCUUUGGGUAUAGUUGCAUAACAAAGUGGUUGAAGACCCGACUUAUUUGUCCAACUUGUAAUCAGAAAGCCAAAAAGAGGGACGUUCGAAGAAUUUAUCUACCUCAUACGUCAAUAGUUAUGCAAGACACUACGGCUCUAGAGGAAUUGAAGCAACAGUGGCAAAAAGAAAUAGAUAAUAAGGAACUGCUUUCUAACGAAUUAUGUAUUACGAAGAAUCAACUGAAACGUUUGGAGACUUCUUUCGCAUAUUUGACUCAGCGAUACUAUGAACUGACUCGUGAAUAUCAAACUCUAAGUCAAUCUGUACGUAACAGUGACUUUGUAACAAAGAAGAGUGUAGGGAAGUUUCCGUUGCAGUUAGUAAGAACUCUGUCUUUAAAGAAUUCGCGAACUUUUGUUUUUGGAAAAGGUACGAGUAUCUAUUCCGGUUACAAGGAAGAUUCUACGCACGAAUAUUUGCAGCAAGUGAGUUUCUGGAGUGAUCACAAAAGUGUAUCCAAGCACGCCAUUCAUGAGUCCAGUAUUCGUGACAUUAGGUAUUUGAAUCCUCAAAGUUCUGGUCUCCAUAGUUAUGGUUUGCUGCUCACUUGUUCAAACGACAAAACUCUCAAAAUAGUAUGUCCGCAGAAUAUGAAUGUAGUUCUUUCUUAUUCACUAGAGAAUGUGGGUUGGUGUUGUGACUGGUCAGCGAAUGGCCUUUACAUGGCAUGUGGAAUGAAGAAUGGCAAUGUAGUUAUUUAUGAUAUUCGAAAAACAGAUGGCUAUUUGGAUUCCACCAAACUAAGUAAUUGUAAAGGAAUUCAUUCUGUUUUUUGGUUGACUAGUACAUCAUUGAUAGCAGGUGGUAUGGAUGGAGUAUAUUAUGUAGAUAUGGCAACAAAUCGAAAUGGUAUUUACUAUCAAGAGAAUAUAUUGCAAUUGGACGAGAAGCAACAAGACAAACCGAUAUUUGCAACUUGCCUUGAAGAAAUGCCAUCCGAAGGAAAUCGAUCAAUGAAGUCGUUGAUUGUAUCUUAUCGUUCCAGCCGUUCACCUACUAGCCACGUUAUUUACAGUAGCAAUGUAGUUCGUCCUGGAAGCUCUGCCUGUUUAUUCAGUUAUCCUCAAAGAUUUACACAACUUGUUGGCGGUAAGAAUCAUUUAUUGCUGUCCCGAACCUUGGGAGUUUGUUGGAAGGACCGUCAUUACUUCUUCACUGCGGAUGAAAGUUUUCGAGGAAGUUCCCUAUUAUGGGAAUGGAAGUCUGAUAAUCACUCCUUACAAGUUAUUCCAGAAACGUUUCCAACUUGUCAUUCUUCUCCAAUCUAUGAUGUUCGUUGGAAUCGGGGUUUGAUAGAUGAUGUUCCUGAUCAAGCACUCAUGGGCACAUUAAGUAAAGAGGAGCUACACAUCUACAAAUGGUAAAGUCAAAUUUUAAGGUCAACACUGUGAAGGAAACCAGUUUCCUGCAAAGUGAAAACCAAAUUGGGAGACAAGAAAGCAACGUACAUUGUCUCUCGUUGUUAAUUGAAAUGUAUUGAAUUGAAAUCAUCAAAAAAUUUUGCCAAUAUUUUACUUAAUUCAUACGACUCUAUUGCAAUAAUAUGGUUUCUUCGUUGUUGUUCAUAAACUGAUGUUCUAAUGUUAUUAAUGUACUUAUAUAGGCGUGUCUUUUAGUUGGCCAACUUUUAAAAGGUUCAAUUUCUCAAUGGCUACAUUUUCCUAAAAUAUCUAUAAAGUUACAAGGACAUCACUUCUUGGAUGCAUAGCAAUGAGAUGAAGUGUUCCUAAUUAUCAAAUAAAUUUUAUCAUAAAAGUACGCAUUUGUGGGAUUAUUCAUGGGAUUAAAACUUUUGUUCUUCCAUCUUGAAUGUAACAUUUCUGUUGUUUCAUAUCGAGAAUGACCAUAGAGAAUGAAUGCAUCAAGGUCAUGAAUAAAGAGUGUAAAUGGACACGCUUCUCUACUGGUGGAUCGACAAGACUUGCUAUCUGAGUAGAUAGUCAUAAAUACCUUUGCUCUUUUCAACGAGAAACCCAUCAAGCUGUGAAAACAUCAAAUGGUCUAUCAAAGUAACUGGAACAAAUAUAAAAUGACUUUGCAUUCU